AUGGUGCUGUUGGUAUCUGAUGUUGUUAUUUGCACAAUACCUACUGAUAUUAAAAAUGAGCAAGUAUUGGAUAAAUUACCUGUGGAAAAAGAAAGAGGCAUAACAGUAAAAGCACAAGCAGUUUCUAUGUUGUAUGACUAUAAUGGGAAGACUUACUUAUUGAACUUGAUAGAUACACCAGGACAUGUAGAUUUUUCUUAUGAAGUGUCUCGAUCUAUUAGUGUGAGUCAAGGGGCUAUUCUACUAGUUGAUGCAAACCAGGGUGUUCAAGCACAGACAGUUUCCAACUUUAAUUUGGCAUUUAUUUCUGAUUUAACCAUCAUACCUGUUUUAAACAAAGUGGAUUUAAAAACUUCUAAGCCUGAAGAAGUUAUUCUUCAAUUAAAAAACUUAUUUGGGAUUGAUUCUUCUGAAAUAUUAAAGAUUUCAGCUAAAUUAGGUACUGGAAUAGAUAUUCUUUUGGAAACAAUUAUAAACAAAAUACCUGCACCUACUAAUGGAAGGAGUAAAUUAUUCAGAGCAAUAGUAUUUGAUUCCUGGCAUGAUCGUUAUCGUGGAGUUAUUCCAUUAUUGGCAAUAGUAGAUGGUAAAUUGAAGGUAGGCGAUAUAAUUACAUCUCAUAUUACUGGAAAUACAUAUGAAGUAAAAGAACUUGGAAUUCUACAUCCAGAAGAAACAUCAGUAAAAGAACUUUUUGCAGGUCAAGUUGGUUAUUUAACAGCUAAUAUCAAAUCAUUAUCUGAUGUUAAGAUGGGUGAUACUUUUCAUCAUGAAGGUGAAGAUGUAAAAUGUCUUUCAUUAAAUCAACCAUUUAAACCAAUGGUUUAUGCUGGCAUAUAUGCUGUUGAUCAGUCUUAUAAUCUUGCAAUGAGAAAUGCGAUUGAAAAAUUAUUGUUGAAUGAUUCAAGUGUUACUGUUGCCAUUGAAAAUAGUCCUGCAUUAGGUCAGGGAUGGAGAUUAGGUUUUCUUGGCCUUCUACAUUUGGAAGUAUUUUGUGAAAGAUUAGAUCAAGAAUUUGAUGCUCAAGUGGUAAUUACAGCACCCAGUGUACCAUAUAAAGUGAAAAUUUCUGGACCAAAAAAUAUAAAAUUAUAUGGCAGUGAAGAAUUGGUUAUUACAGAUCCAUUGAAGUUGCCUGACCCAAAAGAUAUUUCUGAAUAUUUUGAACCAAUGGUAAUUGGAACAAUUAUUACUCCUGUGAUUUAUGUUGGAAGCAUUAUGAAAAUAUGUAUGGAAAGAAGAGGAAUUCAGAAAACUUCCCAGGCUAUAGAUGAUAAUCAUAUUAUGUUACAAUACAAGUUUCCUUUGAAUGAAGUUAUUGUUGACUUUUAUGAUGAAUUAAAGUCUAUUUCAUCUGGAUAUGCUAGUUUUGAUUAUGAAGAAGCUGGAUAUGAAUCAAGUACAUUAGUAAAAAUGAAUAUUUUAUUAAAUGGACAGCAAGUAGAUGAAUUAACUACUAUUGUACAUACUUCAAAAUCACGUCAAAUUGGGCAAAAUAUCUGUUUGAGAUUAAAAGAAACUAUACCACAACAACAGUUUGAAAUUGCCAUACAAGCAGCAGUUGGUGGGAAAAUCAUAUUUCGAGAAAAUAUUAAGGCACUGCGUAAAAAUGUAUUAGCAAAAUGUUAUGGUGGUGACAUAACUAGGAAAAUGAAGUUGCUUAAGCGUCAGGCUGAAGGAAAGAAAAGAAUGAGAAUGAUAGGCAAAAUACAAGUUCCUAGGGAUGUUUUUAUCAAAGUAUUGAAAAGAUAAUGUCAAUUAUUUUUAAUAAAAUAUUUUUGUACAGUU
Centruroides sculpturatus (bark scorpion) is the source of this 1788-nucleotide messenger RNA. Its product is annotated as translation factor GUF1 homolog, mitochondrial-like. Gene Ontology annotation, biological process: positive regulation of translation. The coding region runs from base 1 to 1752 and encodes 583 amino acids. Gene Ontology annotation, molecular function: GTP binding; GTPase activity; mitochondrial ribosome binding. The transcript has 15 exons. The record is from RefSeq and is a predicted model, not a curated record. Lineage: Eukaryota; Metazoa; Arthropoda; Arachnida; Scorpiones; Buthidae. Gene Ontology annotation, cellular component: mitochondrion.